Paramecium pentaurelia is the source of this 452-nucleotide messenger RNA. The record is from the annotation of a GenBank genome assembly. NCBI's taxonomy places the organism in Eukaryota, Ciliophora, Oligohymenophorea, Peniculida, Parameciidae.
CAAUGGUGAAGAUGAAUGUUUUGAAUGAUUGUUUACGUUCAAUCGUAAAUGCUGAAAGGUUUAAAAUGAAUCGAAUUAUGAUUUUAGAUAAGGAAGAAAGCAAGUAUUAAUCAGACCUACAUCAAAAUUGGUUGUGAAAUUCUUAUAAGUCAUGUAAAGACAUGGCUAUAUUGGAGAAUUUGAAAUCGUUGAUGAUCAUAGAAGUGGAAAAAUAGUAGUUGAAUUAUUAGGUAUUUGCAUAAACUAUAAAAAAAUAGGUCGUAUCAACAAAUGUGGAGUCAUCUCUCCUCGUUAUGAUGUUACUUUAGGAGAAUUCGAAAGAUGGGCAAAUAACAUUCUACCUGCUAGACAAUUUGGAUGUGUAGUAUUGACUACUAAUGUUGGUAUCCUCACCCAUGAAGAAGCAAGAUAAAGACAUAUAGGUGGUAAAAUCCUUGGGUUCUUUUAUUGAC